AUGUAUCGUAAUCAAUUGGCUAGAGCUUCAUUAAGAUCGACCAGUUCAAUUAACCAAAUUCGUAAUAUGAUUACAGCACAAGCAGUUGUAUAUGCCCAACAUGGGGAACCUAAAGAUGUCUUAAAGACUCUCAAAUAUGAGAUUGACGAUGACAAUCUCGAUUCUAAUUCCAUUAUUGUCAAGACUUUAGGGUCACCAGUUAACCCAUCGGAUAUUAACCAAAUACAGGGGGUAUAUCCUUCGAAACCAGAAAAAACCACUGAGUUAGGCUCCAAUGAACCAGUCGCAGUUUGUGGUAAUGAAGGUUUGUUUGAAAUUCUUAAGGUAGGAGACAAUGUUUCAAACUUCAAGGUCGGUGACUGGUGUGUUCCAACAUCGGUGAACAUGGGAACCUGGAGAACUCACAUGUUAUGCGGAGGUGAUGAGAUGACCAAGAUUCCUAAUCCUGAGCAAUCCAAAGCUAACGGAAAACCUAGUGGAUUAUCUGUCAACCAAGGGGCUACAAUUUCGGUUAAUCCUUUAACGGCUUACUUGAUGUUGACUCAUUACGUUAAACUAACUCCAGGUAAGGAUUGGUUUAUUCAAAACGGUGGCAAUUCAGCCGUUGGUAAGUAUGCUACCCAGAUCAGUAACUUGUUAGGAAUCAACUCGAUUUCUGUUAUCAGAGAUAGACCAGACCUUCAAGACUUGAUCAAGAACAUGACCGAAGAAUGUGGUGCCACUAAAGUUAUUACCGAAGAGCAAAACGCAUCAAAAGAGUUUGGCAGUGAAAUCAAAUCAUGGGUAAAGGAAACUGGCGGUGAAAUCAAGCUAGCCUUGAAUUGUGUUGGGGGCAAAAACUCCACUGGAAUUGCCAGAAAAUUGAAUAAUAAUGGGUUGAUGUUAACCUACGGUGGUAUGUCGAUGCAACCUGUUAUCUUGCCAACUUCUUUGCACAUUUUCAAGAACAUUACUUCGUCCGGAUUCUGGGUUACCCAAUUAUUGAAGAACGAUGUGGAAUUGAAGCGCAAGACAUUGGGCCAAAUCAUCGAAUGGUACGAAAAUCGCCAAUUAAAGGAUGCUCCUUCGAAGGAAACUAAGUUCAACCCAAGCGACGAGUUGAGUAGGUACUACAUUGAUGGUAUUGUGAACUCAAAGGGUGGUAAACAAUUAAUUGUGUAUUAA
Messenger RNA from Debaryomyces hansenii CBS767, 1164 nucleotides. RefSeq names its product Etr1p (gene ETR1). Gene Ontology annotation, cellular component: mitochondrion. The coding region runs from base 1 to 1164 and encodes 387 amino acids. The transcript has a single exon. The record is from RefSeq and is a predicted model, not a curated record. NCBI's taxonomy places the organism in Eukaryota, Fungi, Ascomycota, Pichiomycetes, Serinales, Debaryomycetaceae. Gene Ontology annotation, biological process: fatty acid metabolic process. Gene Ontology annotation, molecular function: trans-2-enoyl-CoA reductase (NADPH) activity.